GGAGGAGGAGGAGGAGGAGGAGGAGGAGAAGGUAGCUACAUCAAGCUGGGUGGCAGGCAGAUCCAAAGGGAUAUCAUGAAGUUUCCAGGACCUUUGGAAAACCAGAGAUUGUCUUUCCUAUUGGAAAGGGCAAUCUCCAGGGAAGCCCAGAUGUGGAAGGUCAAUGUGCCGAAAAUGCCUACAAAUCAGAACGUUUCUCCAUCCCAGAGAGAUGAAGUAAUUCAAUGGUUGGCCAAACUCAAAUACCAGUUCAACCUUUAUCCAGAAACAUUUGCUCUAGCAAGCAGUCUUUUGGACAGGUUUUUAGCUACAGUAAAAGCCCAUCCAAAAUAUUUGAAUUGUAUUGCAAUCAGCUGUUUUUUUCUAGCUGCUAAAACUGUUGAAGAAGAUGAGAAAAUUCCAGUACUAAAGGUAUUGGCGAGGGACAGUUUCUGUGGCUGUUCCACAUCUGAGAUUUUGAGAAUGGAGAGAAUUAUUCUGGAUAAGUUGAAUUGGGAUCUUCACACAGCCACACCAUUGGAUUUCCUUCACAUUAUGGACAGCUCCCAGUUGAUCCACUGUCGGGAGCUGGCAGCACAUCACCUUUCUGCUCUGCAGUCUUCCCUGCCUCUAAAUUCCGUUUAUGUCUACCGUCCCCUCAAGCACACCCUGGUGACCUGCGACAGAGGAGCGUUCAAAUUACAUCCCUCCUCUGUCGCAGGCCCAGAUUUCUCCAAGGACAACAGCAAGCCAGAAGUGCCAGUCAGAGGUACAACAGCCUUCUACCAUCAUCUCCCAGCUGCUGCUGGGUGCAAGCAUACCUCUGCUAAACGCAAAGUGGAGGAAAUGGAAGUGGAUGACUUCUACGAUGGGAUCAAGCGGCUCUACAAUGAAGAUAGUGCUUCAGAGAAUGUGGGUUCUGUGUGUAGCACUGACUUAUCAAGGCAAGAGGGGCGUGCUUCUCCCUGUCCACCUUUGCAGCCUGUCUCAGUCAUGUAGUAGUGUCAGGUGUUAACUCCUCGUGCACACUAAGGCUGACUGCUCGGAAGUGAGACUAGAAAACCAGGAAAGGCUGUAGAGAAGGGCUUGUGACUUUAUCAGACUGCGUGAAGUGAGCCAGGCAAAAAGAAAAACACCCUUUUCCUUUGUGCGGCUACUUACAAUUCAACAUUAUUUAAUAUAAAUGCAUAUAUUUAUAGACUCAAGAGCCAAGAUAUAUUUAAAAGAGUUCUUUGUAUUAUGUCAGUUCUACUUUUUUCUUCGUUAAAAUAAUAGUUUGCCCCAUGUCCAAAAAAAUGAAGUAAAAAUCAGUGUUUAGGGGGUAAAGUUGCAAAAUUGAUAGCUAGAAACCUUGUUCCCAGUGACCUCAUUUUUUUCUCUCGCUUUUUCUUGCCUCUCUGUUAGAUGCCUAAUAAGUUUUGUGCUUGUUGAUAUAUAUGUUCUGACUUUUUUUUUAAAAAGCAAUUCAGUAAGCAAGUUAUUUUUGUCUGGCAGCCAUCUUUAGUCCAUGGCUCAAGUUCAUUAGUUUGAAAUGGGCACUUUGAAGCAAGCUAUCCCCACGAAUCAGCGGUAAUAGAAAAAGUUCUCUUACUUUGUAUGUCUCAUUUCAGUUCUUAGUUUAAAAGCAAGAUUACUGUCCCUUUUAUUUUAAACCUUGAAAGUGAUAUGUAAUUAGGACAUUUGAGCAUUUUUGACAUUUGUUAUAAAGAAUUUCUUAUAAAGUUAAUAUAUCCGGGUGCUCACCGAAGAAACAUGUAUGUAACAUAUACUUGGGUUUUUGUAACUGAUCUGUUUUCGUUCAUUUACAAUCAGUAGGAGCAAUUGUCUAGAUACUGGGGCAACCUUGAUUUGAGUCUGUAACUUAUAAUUGAGUUCAGUACCCUGGCUUUUUAGUAAGUUAUUAGGACUUUCUUGGUAACAAGUUAUUCCCCAUGUUUUUCUCUGAGUGACUUCCGGACCCUGAGCUCCUUUUGCAGUCUGAAGAAGGCACUGCAGUCAGAACCAUGUUCUGGUGGUAAAGCCUCUGGUAGCAAUAAAAUGUUGUCCUUAA
Cricetulus griseus (Chinese hamster) is the source of this 2029-nucleotide messenger RNA. The record is from RefSeq and is a predicted model, not a curated record. NCBI's taxonomy places the organism in Eukaryota, Metazoa, Chordata, Mammalia, Rodentia, Cricetidae.